UGGCAGCCUUGACAAAUACAUGAUGGCCGUUGCCACCGAAUAGUGUAACGCGUACAUGGAACGGUCGUGUAACUGAAAAGUUUAUUAUUUUCGGUGGAGUAUCGCCGUCGCGUGUGCUCGGUGUGCGUUGUUUUCAUUCGGCGAAGUGCGACAGGCCGCGCCGGGACGCGGGGUCUUGUAGAGAGAAGUUGCGCGAGACCGCGAAAAUUCCCAGGAGAAAAACACGGGGUGGCAAAACCGCGUUCGCAGAGGGUGAAAAUUAGGGAGAGAAUCUCUGCCUAUAUGUAAAACGUACAGUUUGUGUGGCAGUGAUAGAAAGACUUAUUAAAGAGAAAUUCCUUUGAUAAACAUCACACAUGAAUAAAGGUGUAAUGUUUUAACAUUACGCUUGAGACAUUUGACAAAAUAUUCAAGAAUGUUUGCAAGUUAUUUCCUGGACUUGGGAUAACAUGUAAUAUGAACAAGACGUAAUUUAUAAGAUAACUUUUGAUGCUCUUCUCUGCAUGUGUCUCUGUGCAUAUCUGGCAUACAUGUAUCUUAAAUUGUCAUGGACAAAAAUAACAUUGCUACGUUUAUAAAUGGAUAGAAUUUUGCGACAAAUGUACUUUAAAUAUAAAUCAGGAUAUGUUCACAAUGAGAUUGAGCAGUUAUUCUUUAAUGGAUAAAGUAGUUCAAGAAAGAACUACUUUUAAUAAACAACAAAACGAUGGCCAAGAAAUAAUGACCAAGGAUAGUUAGUAAUAAAGCAAAAACCCUUUAGAGACGAUAUUAACGAUAUACGUGAAUAUAAGCACUUUUGAAGAAUUAAUACAGUGCUGUCCCUGAGCUGCGGAAGAAAUACGAAAUUACAUGCAUGACAGGAACAGGAGAUAUAGGUCGUAGACGCGUUGAGUGGCGCCGAAGCGCAAAUGUCACUUGCUGCUGCUAUUAAACAAUUUUGGAAAGUUUAGUGAAAAAGAGCAAAAUAAGCUGGAAAGGUGGCUAGAAGCUGCCCAUAGUAAAGAGGGGCUGCGUGGGCAUGCAGCAGCCUCAGUCACGCCCUCUUCUUGGGGACUCAUCCUCUACAACUUCCCCGAAUGCACGUCGUAGUAAUCCAGUUGCCGUUUUGACCCCACAACAAUUGCAGCAGCUACAACAACUACAAGCCCAAAAUACUAGCGGUCAGUCACUAACUUUUGCUUUACAACAGACGUCAAGUAACCCACAGGAGCAAGGGAAUGGAUCCGCAACUGGAAAUCACAUAGUCUACCUAAACCAGUUGAAUCAAUUGAAUCAGAGUACCAUAAAUCCCUCAGGGACUGGUAUGGGCCUGCCCCCGGCCACCCCCACUUUUGGGGUGGGCCUUAAUAUGGGAUUGCCACUGUCACUUAUCAAUACCAGUCUCACAUCUCUCACGUCCAAUGUUAUCACCACAUCAAAUCCUUUGCUCAAUUUGGGCUUGUCAAGUAUGAAUACAGGGCUAGCCGCGAUAAAUCCUAGCCUGAAUCACUUAAAUGCUAUUAAUUCCAAUCUGACGCCCAACAUUGGUACAAACAGUAUUAAUAACGGUUUAUCCAACUUGGGACAAGAUUUGAAUAGCAUAAAUACGGGAGUAAAUACUGGAAUAAACAGGCUGAACACGAUCAAUUCUACGAACAUUAGUUCUAGAAUAUCUGGAGUGAACGCCGGACUGGCCGGCGUAAAUCCAAAUUUGACAAGUCUAAACUCGUCGAGCGUGAAUCAGAAUCUAACUACGUUGAAUACCAACUUGACCGCGAGUUCUGCUGUAUCUGGUUUACCCGCUAUUAAUCCGAAUGCGAAUUUGGCUGCUACCAGUAUAAACUCUGGCAUAAAUCAAGGCCUCAAUCGGCCGGCGAAUGCCCUGGCUACUGGUCUAACGCCGACCAGCUUGAAUUCUAGUAGCGCACAGUUUCCAUUCCAAACGAUACAGAGCAUUCAGAGUAUUGCACCACACAUUGUAGGAUCGUCAAAUAUAGCACAUGUACCGAACUCUGCUAUAUCGCAACAUCCCAACUCAAACGUGUCAACAAUCUCACAAAUCUCGAAUACUGGAAGUCUAACAAGUUCUAGUAUAUUCACGAGCACUCCCAGCGAAUCGAUUCAUGCAACCACUGCAAAUGUGAAUCACGCUUCGAACGUGAAUCUCACUACGAACAUACCGCACCUUGGUACAAUGCACUCUAGUUUGUCCAACAUAUCGACAUCGAAUGUGCAACAUAUACCCGCAUCCAAUGAACCGACUAUGUCAUUGAGUCAUGUUUCUUCUUUAAGUUCCUCACAGUCGACUGGAUUUCAACCGCAGCGACAGUAUUCGCAGGGGAUAAACCCUGGCUUGAAUACGUCGGUAACACUAACGGGCACGACACAGCCGUCGAAUGUGGUCAGUACUAUGAAUACUGUUAAAUCUAUGCAAACUAUUCAGGGGCAAAACAUUAGUUCACCCGGUAGCCCGUUUUCGAUACCACUGAAAAGCCCGGCGUCAAAUAUAGCGCCUCCAACGCCGAGUCCUAGCCCUAAUCGACUUUUACUUAGAAGCCCGGCUUCAAACUCGAUACAGUCCAGUCGGAACAGUCCGAGUCCCGUCGCUACGUCAACCUCGAAUAAUAAUUUUAACAUACAGAUGCAAAGCCCCAUGCAAAGCCCUAUGAGUGUUAGCCAAAUACAAAGUCCUGUACUUAGCCCGUAUCCCCCUGCAAAAAGUCCUCAUCUAUUAAGCGGGAAUAACUCUCUCAACAAUAGAAGCCCGGCACCUGGAGGCAGUCCUGGUCCACCUGUGGUUAGGCCUAAUACACCCAUAUUACAACAAGGCAUGCAGGUCUUGCAAAUAAUUCAUGGUACACCACAGGGUUAUCAGUCCACCCCAACCCAACUGGUAGCAACUAGGACUCACCUAUUUGGAAAUCAACAAAUUCAGAUAGCGGCGACUAAACCUGCUAAGCAACCGCCGCAAAUACUGCCAAAACCACCAAACCAACAGGUCACUACUUCACAGCAAAAACCACAACGUGCUACUACCACGAUUACAAAUCAGGUAACGCAACAGACUCAGCCACAACUAGUUCUUGCCGGGCCACAACCGAGUCCUACUACGGCUACAAUGAUACCAACGGCGCAAGGUUUACUACUGAAUCAGGUGUUGCCGUCAACUGGACCUGUCAUUGUACAGCAGCAGCCAGGAGGCGUUCAACUAAUACUAAGGACGCCAGCAAGCGCACAACAACAAACGCACACUGCCCAGUUAACGCAACAACAAUUAGUAAGAGUCGUCACAGCACAAGGUAUGCAACUGCAAGGAAUUGCACCAACAUUUUUCGCUGUACCUAAUGGGUUUCCUCCAACUGCUUCUCCAGUGAUAAGACAUACUCCGUCUAGUCCAGCACCAUCUAAUUCAGGAACUGGCAAUUCUAUCGUAAUUCAAAAUGCUAUGGUACAAAGUUCGCAACCGCAAAUCACACAAGUUACAACUGGCAAUACCAGUGGCAACACAUCGUGUACUCAAACUGUCUCGGAGCAGAAUUUGUUGCCGCCUCCUAAAAAGAAGGCGAAAAAGAAGAAAAAGGCUAAACGGAAAGAUGACGAACCACCGAAGCUAGAUCUUGCCAGUAUUAUGAAGAUAUCCGGUAUCGGGGAUGACGAUGAUAUUUUCGAUACCGAGCUGACAACCGAAACCGAGGUGCAAACGCAACAAAGCGAAACUAAUGCUGGGCAAUCUUUGGGACAACUUUCAUCGCAAGGAACUGUUCCUGUUAGCUCUGCUCAGAGCCUAACUCAAGUACCUGUAGCAAAUACAACGAACACGCAAGCUACUGUGUCGCCAACAUUUAACAGUCAGCUUGUUGCCCAGCUCCAGAUGCCUGUACAGAAUCCGAUAUCAGGACAAUUACGAUUAGCGGUUGGAGAGGACGGUAGAGUCGUUUUACAUCACACGCCGGAGCCAAAUCAGCCCGAGAUAGAUCCAGCGACCGCGCAAGCUCUGAUACGGUCCCUGACACAAGGUGGCGGGCAAAAUUCGCAGAUUAUCUCGCAACUGUUCAGUCAGGCGCAAAACACGUCGCAGUCUAUUCAAAACACGGCUCAGCAGAGACCGAAAUACGUGAAAUCACCUUUACCGAGUGGUAAUCAGGUCUCCACCAGUACCGUGACUUCUACGUGCUCGCAGAACGUUAUUUGCACCACUAGUCCGCAUCAUGGCCAGAUAUCUUCGAAGCCAAUUAGCCAACAAAAAAAUACGAACAUCGUUUCCCAAGAGACUAAUUCACUACCGAUCUACGUUCAAAACAGCCUUGGCUCCUUGCAGUCAUUGGAGAUUGGACAGCCAUCAAAGAACGUCAAUGUACAGAAUGUGAUGCAAGCUAAAACUAUCCAGUCCUCAAAUUCUACAUUAUCGCAGACUGGCAAUGCUCCCCUAAACACUUCAGAUGUCCUAUCUGCGAAACCUUCGCCCGCUACGUUUGGCAUUCAGGGUCCCCGAAUGUCUAACGCGAGUCAAACGAAUUCCAAUCAACAGACUCCGAACAUUUCUCUGCAAAAAUCUAGUCAGGUGCGACUCGCGAAUGCUGCUUGUAUUACUACGAAUGUACGGCAGAACGUGGGGAAGCAGCAGCAGCAGCAACAACAACAUGGCACUCAUGUUCAGAAAUCAUUACCCAGUAAUUCAACAGUACAAACCGAUCCUGUAUCUAAGAACAACCAGAAUCUUCAGCAAGCAAAUCAACAAGAGACUUUAGCACUGCAACAAGAGUCACCGUUGUUUCAGCAUAAUCAGCAGAUUACCGCGCAAACUGUGCAAACUCAAAACGUGCAGCAAAUCUUUGAACAAAACCUGCAGAGCUCUGGAUCAAACAUUCAUCAUAAUUCCAUGAACAUAUUACAGCAACAAAGUUCCUGCAACACCGUGCAACAGCACGAUACCAUGAAUGUCCUGCAACAUUCCAGUAUUCAGCAAAAUACGAUUAACGUGUUGCAGCAGAAUACAGCCGCCAACGUGCAAAAUAUCGAACAAAAUCUACAAUCGGGUAUCAACGAUAUGUCCCAUGCGCAGCAGAAUGUCAUGACUAGUUUGCAGCAACAAAAUACGUCCGCUGUCUUGCACAACACCAGCGUCCAGCAGAACGUGAACGUUCAGCAACAGAAAGUGGUAACGGCAAAUACCUUUUCUUCCGUUAACGCGCAUCACUUUGAAUCUCAGAAUUCAGCUAAUGUUGCGCAAGGGAUCAACGCGCAGCAGACUAAUCAAAAUCAGAAUAUACUGAUUACAACCGCCGCUACGUCUAACGCUACGCAGCAAAGUGAAUCUCAAAAAGUGGAAUCGCAGGGUGCAAAUAUAUUGAACUCGGCAGCGAACAACAUAUUAAAUAACGCGCCCAAGAUUACGCCUGAAAUUUUAAACGCGUUGAGUAAUUUGAAUCCCAACGAUCAGCUGUUGAUAGCGAACGCAAAUGGCCAGAUGCAGGUGAUUAGUCAGCAGCUUUUGCAGCAAUUUUUGGCUGGGCAAUUAAAUGCGACAAACCAGACGCAGAAUCAAAACCAAACGCAGAAGAUAGUGAUCGGCGAGCCGGAUGCGAAUAGUCAGAACUUGCAAGGUGUACAGAUUAAUACUCCAACGAGCCAAAUAAUCGUGAAUAGUUCUGGUGGGGCUCCGACGAUCCAAAAUAAUAUUCAAAAUAUUGUGGUACAAGCUGCGCCGUCUCAGAUGCCACAACACAUACAAAUCCAAAAUUCUGGCUUUCCUAGUCAAUUUAUUGACAACCUAAAUCAACAACAAAUUAGGAAUUUAGGUAGUAAUCAACCAAAGAAAGCGAAAAUUGUGAAAAGGCAGAAAGUUGCUGUCACCGCUCAAAGCAUUGUAAACUCACAGGCGCCCAAAUCAGUAACCGUUACUCGACCAACAAUGGUCACGGCAAACACGUCUAAUCUACAAAAAGUUGACAAUUCUACUAAAACGAGCACGACGGUAUCUCAGAGUACAAAUCCUACAAAGAGUGAAUCAACUCAAGUCAUUGCCAAUGGUCCUUUGAUUUCAUCUUCUGCUGGAAGUAAUGCAUCAGUUCCUUCAAACGGUCAAAUGGUACAAAGAAUACAAACUAUUCAACUUCCUGCGCAAAAACAGCAACAGCUGAGACACAUUCAGUCACAAAUCCAGACCAUUGCGUUUCGAAAGUCUGGCACUCAAUCCGAUCAGGCAAUGCUAUCAAAAUUGUACCAAGAGCAAGCCAAGAUAAUAGCCAGUGGGAAAGUCGUUAGCACUACUACACAUUCUGUCAAUAGUGCUGCUGAAACGACAUUCAGCGUAAACGUGAUAUCAACAAUUCCACCAAACAUACACCCACAAAAUUCCUUUAAGAGCCAAACAUCGGCAGCACAAACCCAGACCCAGACUUCAACUGCUGCUAUGCCAGUGACAUCUCAAACCCUAAAUCCAACUACAUCCAUAACAGUGCCGAGUAAUUCGAAUAAUAACUACAUUAAUAAUAUCACGGUGCCACAAAGUGUGCAGGGACAGCAAACAACAAAUACUGCGACACAGAACGUGCACCAGACGCACACCAAACAGCACAAGUUCAAUCAGACUCACGGGAAUCAAAUACUGAAUCCGUCCUCUGCCAAUAUACAAAUCUUCUCACCGCCAAUUUCCUCCGCAGCAGUAACGCAAUUGCAGAGCAGUACGCAGCAAUUGACUCAGGUUCAAGCACAGCAACAGACGAGCAUGCAACAGUCCACUCAAUGCCAAACAGAUCCGUUAGACAUCAAAUCGACCAUACAAACGCCGAGUCCCGUGAAACAAGAACUCUCUUCUCCUAUUCAAGUUCAAGUUCAGGGUGGUUCGCCGGCAGGUCAAGUGACCUCGCCUAGAAUGAUUAGCAAGGGAACGCAGAGGAUUCAGAGUCCUGUAAAUACUAACGGAAAUACGACGAAACAGCUCGUCAGUCCCAGCAGCAACUCUAGUCCUUUAAUCAGCCCAAGGCAAAGCGUAAAGAGACGCGCGACUAGUCCAAUUUGCAGGCAAAUAAAUCGCAGUGAUUUAAUGGAGCAACAGCUAAAAAUCGAUCAAAAUGGUGCAACCAAUCCAGACAUGAAUACACCAUUUUUAAGCAAACGUGAUGCUUGCAAACGUUUGGUGAGGUAUCAUUGCUUGAACGAGCAGGUACUUAGUCCCAAGGAUUUGGCAAAGGCGGAUGAAAUAUUUGAAGAAACGUCGAAACAUCUGUUGAGCAAAUUCAGUGCUAUGAUGAACAAGUACACGUACCUCCUUUUAAUGGAAAGCAUGCGAGAAGUAAGAACGUCGGAACUGAUGAUGAUCGAUAGGACCUUCGUGGCUGAAGAACAAAAUAUCCUCACCAGGUUACGGGAACAAGAGGCGAAAGUUAACGAGGAACUUAAGAAGGAAGAGAAACCGUUGGUGCCAAAAGUUGAGCCUGGCCUUAUGGAGGAGGACAAAUCAACGUUAACGACACCGCCAGCUUUGGUGAACGUGUCCGUGAAACGCGAACUGGAGGAUGACUUCCCAAGUGACGAAAUGGAGUGUAAACCAGUGAUUAAGACGACAAACAGCUCCAGUGGCGACUACGACGAGUGGUUGGAGAUCCAGAAAGAACUCGGCGUGUACCCAUCCACUACGGACACUCUAAAGUGUAAAAACGGUAAUAAUAAUGGUGGUGGUGGUAGUGGUGGUGGUAGCAGUAGUAGCGGUGGUAGUGUGUGCGCCGUUACCGCUGUUACGAGGUCGUCGAAAAUGGAAAGAACACGAGCGAAUGGCGAGUGUCUUCGUGCAAACGUCGCAAAUGCGAGCAUACCCGGUGUCUCGAGCACGAUGAUGAAGGACAAUUGCGAACAGGACACCGCCCCGCCUUUCGACAGACGUUGGAGCAGCGCUACCGAUCUCGAGCGAGAUUUACUGGAGGAUACGGACAGCUUGGAUGGAUUAGCUCUGCACUCGCAGACACAGUGUCCGAGCAGCAGUGUUCACGUAACGAGUAGCGAAAGCGGGAAUGCCGGUAACGAACACGACGAGAUCACCGCACAGGUUCAGUCCGCUAUCGACAGCAUUCUUAAUCUGAAAAAACGUCCUACGAACACAUUGUCCGGCAGUAGUAGCGGCAGUGCGUCAUCGCAGCCUAGCGAUGCAAAGGACACUGCGCUGGACCAAGCAGUCCGCAGCAUUUUAGGCUCGUGACCCUCCUUUAGUAAAGUAUGUUAAGAAGUGAAAGUUGAUAGUGAAUAUCAAGAUAAUUAAACAUCUUACAGAUUUUAGAGGGACGAUAAGUCGAUUUUUCAUGUAUCUUUUUUUUCUUGUGAAUAUUGCAAAUUAGCUUAUCGUGAGAAUUUUUAGCAUCGACAUCGCGACAAACGAGGUAUCUCGAAGUACACAAAUGGUCACUAAAUUAUUUAUGUAAAUGACUACAUUAUGGUAUGACUAUAUUAUUUUAUUUAUACGAAUUAUUCACACAACAGAUAUAAUGCAUACAUGAUUAUGCAUACGUGGUAUGUGGUACAUAUAUUAUAUCGUACAUUUUAAGUUGUCAAAGAUUCAGUUUUAUAAUGGCAAUAAUUAUGCGUAAUAUAAAACAGACAUGUAUACUUUCCAGUAGUCUAGCUGUAAUAAAGCCACCGCGUAAAUCUAAUUCUAGCUGCUGUACAUGUGGAUAGGUUAGAUAGAUAACUCGCUCAGAUUUUUCAAUACUUUGUAAUGUAAUUUUGUAAAAAGUAAUUAUUUAAAGCAAUUUAUUCCACUUUGUCUGUAGUACUCGUAGAAACAUCUUAUGGAUACUUAAACAAAUGGGUGGGUAAAGAUUGUACAUACGUUUUUAAGGUAUAUUAUUAAUAUUAUUAUAUGAUUAUUAUUUGUAUUAUUGUUAUUGAGAUUUAUUCUCAGAAUUAUUAUUCUUACUACUGCUGUAUGAUUAACAACACACCAUCAUUGGAAUCGACGACGAAAAUGUACGGAAAAAGCAAAGAGAAAGUAGUAGCAUAAGAGACUGAUAGGUAAAAUCAUGGAAAUGCGAAAUGAAUAUUAAAUGAUUAAUGAUAUGCAAGAUAGUCCAUUAUAGAUGACACAAUCGCAACAAUAAUCAUUUUACGCAGAGAAACCAGAUGUGUGUAGAAUGGAACUUUUUAUGACGGUAACACUUGGUUUCCGUGAUAAUUGAAUGAUUUCGCAAAAUUGAUUUUUUUAACGUAAAUUUCAAUUCUCUGAACUUGAUUGCGCCAUCAAUAAUAGUCUAUCUUGUAUAGAAAGAAGAAAAAGAACCUGGAAUGUUUUCCUAGGCAUCAUUUUGGAUUAAUUUCUACAUUUAUGAUAUAUGCAGUCUCAUUAUUAAGAUGCAAAAUCAAAGAGGCAAGCUCUAAAUGAGCUAUAGCGCUUUACAAAAUUUGUUUGGUUUGGCAUCACAUACAAACUCGCAAUAGGCAUAUGAUUAAUUGAUGAGUGCGUGGAGAGUGAGGAAUGCGUGUGUGGAAAAAGGAUAAUUAAAUAAUAAUGUUUUAGAAUCUUCGAUAAUCCUCGUGAUUAUCGAAUUUAUUGACAAUUACAUUCCCAUACCAAAAUGUAUGGUUUUACUCUUUGACUUUAUCGAAACGUGUGGAUAUCAUUUCCACAUAAGUCCUGACUAAAAUGAAGAAGAAAACGAUUCUGAGAGAUUGUUUUCGUUUUAAUGAUAGUUUUAUGAAAUGAAGAAAUACAGUUAAUCGUAGCUAACAUUUUAUUAUGUGAAAAAAAAUCAAUAUGUAUAUAUAAUAUAUUCUUUUUCUACAUAUACCUAGAAGGACUCUCUAUACACUGUGCAAGUGAAGCGUUUUUCUGGCAAAAAGCAAUCCAAGACUGAGGUAUAUACAGAGAAAAACAAGCAAAACUAUGUAAUGUAUUACAGUAAGGAAUAAUAAUCGUUUGUACAUAAUAUUCAAUUACACUCUCGACGGCAAUCGUGACUUAAUUACUUCUUCACAGAUUUAAAAGUUUAAAUAUGCUAAAGUUCUUUUAAUCCUAAUAAAUUGCCGAUAUUUCACGAGUAUGUAUGUGGAUCAUCCUAUAUCCCUGUCUACUGCGUUUAAAUCAUGUAUUUCACGAUGUAUUUUGCAAUUAUUACACAUUAAUAACAUGUUACAUUGUAAUGAUACAAUCGCUGACGAGAGUGGAGACAAAUGAUACAGUGAUAAUAUAUAUAAAUAUAAUUUAAAACAU
Messenger RNA from Ooceraea biroi (clonal raider ant), 10177 nucleotides. Its product is annotated as mucin-17. The record is from RefSeq and is a predicted model, not a curated record. Gene Ontology annotation, cellular component: SWI/SNF complex. Gene Ontology annotation, biological process: positive regulation of DNA-templated transcription. Lineage: Eukaryota; Metazoa; Arthropoda; Insecta; Hymenoptera; Formicidae.